UUUUAGUACUGCUUGUCCAGUGAAUCAACAAAGCCAUGCUUGAUUUUGACUUUCAAAGGAACUACAUUGAUGUUGGAUUGCGGCUUGAAUAUGCAAUCCAUUUUGCACUUUAUGCCGCUUCCUAUGGUUCCAAGCAGCAAAUUUAAUUCCUUACCAACAUGGUUGCCGCGCAAUGACAAUCAGCAAGAUUGGCAACUCGAGGGAGAACUGAAAGAGUGUUGUGGUAGAGUGUUUGUGGAUUCGGCUCCAGAGUUUUCUCCUCCUUUAGAAAAAAUAAUUGACUUCUCGGAGAUUGAUGCCAUUUUAAUAUCCAACUAUACAUGUAUGCUUGCAUUGCCGUUCAUAACAGAAGGCACGGGAUUUAAAGGUAUAAUAUAUGCCACUGAACCAACGUUGCAAAUUGGACGGUUUUUCAUGGAGGAACUAGUGGAAUUCAUCGAACGGACUCCGAAGGCCACAAUGGCUAAACAUUGGAAAGAUAUGUUGCAUAUGUUGCCAUCUCCGUUAGCGGAGAUCAUUAAACCAAAAUCUUGGAAGCACAUUUACUCCAUGUCAGCCGUUAAUUCGGCGCUAUCAAACAUCCAGAUGGUUGGAUACGAUCAAAAAUUGGACAUAUAUGGCGCUUUAACAGUCACGCCAAUCAGUUCAGGCUUCUGUUUAGGUAGUAGCAAUUGGUUAAUAUCUAGUGAUCAUGAGAAGGUUGCUUUUGUCAGCGGUUCAUCUACAUUGACUACUCAUCCAAAACCCAUGGAUCAAGUCACACUGAAGCAUGCAAACCUGUUAAUUCUCACAGGCUUGACCCAGACACCAACCGCUAAUCCAGACACGAUGCUUGGGGAAUUAUGCAUGACUGUUGCUGUAACCCUCAGAGCAGGUGGAUGUGUUUUGAUUCCUUGCUACCCCUCUGGCGUCGUAUAUGAUUUAUUCGAGUGUUUAAGUACUCAUCUGGACAAGUCGGGCUUCACGCAGGUUCCUCUAUUCUUUAUUUCACCAGUAGCAGAAACAUCUUUAGCUUAUUCGAAUAUUCUUGCCGAAUGGCUAUCAACAAAUAAGCAAAACAAAGUUUAUCUUCCAGAGGAACCGUUCCCACACGCUUUCCUCGUGAAAAAUGCUCGAUUGAAACAUUAUACGUCUACGUACGCUGAAGGAUUCAGCAAUGACUAUCGGCAACCCUGCGUAAUUUUCUGCGGUCAUCCCAGUCUCCGAUUUGGCGAUGCCGUGCAUUUCAUACAAUUAUGGGGCAACAAUCCUCUGCACACAGUCAUUUUUACAGAACCUGAUUUUCCAUAUUUAGACGCCCUAGCUCCAUUUCAACCAUUAACCAUGAAAGCAGUACACUGUCCCAUUGAUACAUCUCUAAAUUUUACUCAAGCUAACAAACUUAUACGAGACUUGAAACCAGAACACUUAGUUAUUCCGGAGGUUUAUACGCAGCCUCCUGCAAUGGCACCGCAUAGAACAGAUCUUGUCAUCGAAUCCAUCGGGGAAAAACCCUUGAUUACGUUCAAACGGGGAGAAGUGAUAAAGUUGCCAUUGAAGCGAAAGAAGAGCCGCGUGUUUAUCGAACCGGAACUUGCUAGUAGCAUUAUACCAAGUGAAGUGCGACCUGGCUUGAGUCUCGCAUCUGUUACUGGAGAGCUUGAAGUCAAGGACAACGUAUACACCAUAAAGAAUAUAGAAGAGAGACCGAGUGGAAAAAGGAAAUUAUCAUCAAGUUCACCUGCGCCUGUGAAAGAAGAAGUAUUGAAAGAACGAAAACAUGAAUAUGGGAAUUUGGAUCCACAAGAAUUGCUGCAGAAACUCAAUCAGGAAGGCAUCCAUGGAGCUAAAUUACAGCACACCCCUACCUCUACGAGUAUUCACUUGCAAGAAGAGGAUACCUUGAUUCAAAUUGGAGAUAAUUCUACGCACAUUUUCUGCAAUGGUGAUCAAAAAAUCCGUAAACGCCUCAGAAAUAUAAUAAUGCAAUGUUUGAAAAGAUUUUGAAGUACAUACAUUUAGAGUAUUUUGACUUUAUGUAAGACAAUGUUUUUAUACUGCUACAUCAUAUAUAAUAACAUAAUUUAUUUUAAAA
This is a messenger RNA of Pogonomyrmex barbatus (red harvester ant), 2074 nucleotides long. RefSeq names its product integrator complex subunit 9 (gene IntS9). Gene Ontology annotation, cellular component: integrator complex. The record is from RefSeq and is a predicted model, not a curated record. Gene Ontology annotation, biological process: snRNA 3'-end processing. NCBI's taxonomy places the organism in Eukaryota, Metazoa, Arthropoda, Insecta, Hymenoptera, Formicidae.